AUGACUCCAAUCAUACCAAAACAUACAUCAGCCGGUCAGAACAUGAUCGAGAGCUUCGGUGGUAUACUGACAACCGAAUUCUUGACACCCGCCCCUGGCCGAGGUUCCUGCUUUCGACAAACCUAUCGAGCUACCGUCGAUAAACCGAUGGACGAGCAGGUAGAAAGGGCUUUGGAGCAAGGCGGCAAGCUGUCAGGUCCACCACCUCAUCUGCAUCGAUACCAAACGGAGUAUUUCAAAGUUGGACAAGAGAUGAUGGGCGUUAAUUUGGAUGGGAAUAUUAUCGCAAAGACAGCUCAAAAUCCCGAGUUCAGUGUGCCAGCUAACGAAUUCCAUGGCUUCUUUCCUCACCAUGAUAGCAAGGGUCCAAUGACGGUUGUGCUUAGUGCUUCGGACUCCGGGAGGGACUAUAAGCUUGAUCGAGUGUUCUUUGAAAAUUUGUAUGGGUAUUACCAUGACGCUUCGGUGUAUUAUGGUGGUAUGAGCUAUAUUCGGUGGCUACAGGUAGGUUUGGCUGUUUGUGAAAUUGGAGAAGAAUUGACGGUGUUGUAG
Messenger RNA from Penicillium soppii, 552 nucleotides. RefSeq lists its product as uncharacterized. Bases 1 to 552 code for a protein of 183 amino acids. The transcript has a single exon. The record is from RefSeq and is a predicted model, not a curated record. Lineage: Eukaryota; Fungi; Ascomycota; Eurotiomycetes; Eurotiales; Aspergillaceae.